Messenger RNA from Rattus norvegicus (Norway rat), 3928 nucleotides. RefSeq names its product maestro heat-like repeat family member 3 (gene Mroh3). The record is from RefSeq and is a predicted model, not a curated record. NCBI's taxonomy places the organism in Eukaryota, Metazoa, Chordata, Mammalia, Rodentia, Muridae.
UAGUUCCAGGGUCUCCAGAGAAGCCGUGGGCAUCCUUAUCUCAGACCUGAACAUCAAUUUAACUAUUAACUGUGGCUAGUAAGGACUUGAUUUUGGAUUUAACUUGUUUUGUGGUGAGUUUGAACUUUAUUUUUUCUUUGUUGGGAAUGGAACCCAGGGUUUCAUACUUGUUAGGCAAGUAUUUGGUUUUGUAUUUUAGCCACUUGUUAGGCCCAGGGAAGUACAUUUUAGGGGUUUUUGUUUUUGUUUUUUAAUGGGUGCAUCAUGUGUGUGCUGUGCCCACUUCGGUUAGAAGAGGGCAUCCGAUUCCCUGGAACUGGAGUUACCAUGGGGACUUUUAACAGUGGAGCCAUCUCUCCAGCUCCCACCCCCAAUUCCAGAGGGUUCUGCUAUGAUAAUCUGUUUAGUUGGCAAAGCAGGUUGAAGUGUGUGUGUGUGUGUGUGUGUGUGUGUGUGUGUGUGUGUGUGUGUGGUGGGGGUUGUUUGUUUAAAAAGAGGGGACAGCAAAGUUCUUGUAAGCAGCAAGCCAUGAACUGUGCCAGUGUGAGGAACUGGUUGGGUAUAGCUCCUUUCAGUUCCAGCCCACAGGCUGGCAUGUCUGGGAGGAGCAGGCAUGGGGAGCGCUUAGCCUCCCCUACUAGAAGGCAGAAGGGACAUCCCAAGGAACGAGAAAGAAUGCUGUCUGCUAAGAACAGCUUCCGGAUCUGACCUCAAGACAUCCAGACCAUAGAUAGAAACUUCCCUGGAGGCCAACUUGAGUUCCAGAUUGCCACAGGAGAUCCUUGGAUGGUGCCUUCAUGACCUAUAAGGAAUCAGGGUUCAAGGGGGUCAUGCACCUUCCCCUGAAACAGGAGAUAAAAUGGGAAACUAGCAAACGGGACCUAGCAUGGGCACUGUCCGGUCAGUUCUUGUGGUUCUGUUGCUUUUCUGGGCUCUGCCAUGGAUAAAUGCAGAGCCUCAGCCCAGCUCUGCUGUUUCCAACCCCAUCCUUUCCUUGUAAAUGGUCAGGCUGCCUCCUGCAGUCUCCCCCUAUACUAAACCUGCAUCACUAAGGCCAGACUCUCAUCAGGCCUGAGUGUUGGUCUCAUUACAACUGUCCUGGGUGAACUGUCCUGGGUGUGCAGAUGAAUCCACAGUCGGAGGAGAGAAUUCUGAACAAAGUAGCAUUUCGGCCAUCGUUGUAUGAUGUCCUCUUAAAGCCAAGCUUAUCAGGAUUGUGCCAAUCAGAAAAAGAAGCCUACCAGUUAAUUCUGGAUUUUAUGGAACCAGGACAGCUGUCCCAGUUAGAAAAGUUCAGUUUCCUGAAUGCUGUGACAACACUGAGCAGUGUCGUGCGUAACCAGGCCAACGGCAACAUGAACAACUACUAUCCUAAAACUCUGCUGGCCAAGAAAAUCGAGACAUUCAUCCUGGAAGAACCCACUGAGAUCUUGGACAGUAGCGUGCGCCAGCAAGCCAUGCUCUGCAUCGUGGGCCUGAGUCAGGUGCAGCCACCUUUCCACUUAUGCCAGAAGCUGGAUCUGGUCAACACUAGCAUCACCAGCACAUUCUCCCUGCCUCUCAUCAUGCCCAGUCUCGACAGAAAGGAGAGCGCUAGUCUCUAUCUUCAGACAAUCCAGGCCUUGGAUGACAUGCUCCAAGCUCUCGUGAUAGAAGACAUGAGGCCCAACAUGGCCAUACUGCAAAGUUUUCUGGAGAUCAUCUUACCUUGGCUAGUGCUGUCAGACAAAGUGCAAGAGCAGAUCCGAGCCUUGGGCACCAUUUCUCGGCUGCUGAGGUUCAUCUGUAAUUUCUCCAACCUGUCACACAUGGCAUCGUUCUCCAUCACUGGGAAACUGAUGAGCACCUUCAGUAUCUUCUGCCUGAAUCCCAGCCAAGACAUCUGUUCCAGCGCCAUGGAGGCACUGCACUACCUGUUCAUCAUCCUCGUGCUUCAGAGAAGUAACAGACCGAAGACAGAGGCCAUCCUGAAGGACUUGCAGAAGCACUUCCGUGGAAACUGGAUAGCUAACGCGCAGAGUUUCACACUGUUCUUCAGGAAAUACCUGACCGCCGUAGAGAGAGCCGAUGUGAUUUUGGUGGCCAUGGAGUCCAUGAUCAAAGGGAGCAUGAAUGAUGUCUUUGCAGCCUCCAAGAUGUUGAAGGUGAUCCUGAGGUGCUCUGUUAUAGACGUCACCAAGGUGCCAGAAAUCAUCCAGUUAAUUUACUACCACGUAGAAAGAAUCACUGACAAAAAUGUCCAGAACACUAUAAAGAAGAUCUUCCAAUUGCUGGUCCAUUCCCACACCGAUGAGGUUAUCCUGACGCUGUUAAAAAUGGAGGACCAGUCACAAAGAGGGACACACAAAUCCUGGGAGAUCCUGGCUUCCUUCCCGAAAGGCUAUGAAGUGAUCAUGGAGUAUCUGCUGCAGAGGAUAAUUUCACCUCAGGCACCUGAGGACCAGAAGGCUGACCAGAAAACAGAGCUCUCAACACUGACUGCCACCAGGGCCAUCCACGAGAUGCUGCUGGUACCGAGUCAGCAGUCAGAGGUGCAGACCUUCUUCGCCUCCCUGUUUGUGGCACUGCUUUUCCAAAUCUCUUCCCUGGUGACUAAAGGGAGCACCAUGGCCCAGGAUGAGCAGCAUGAAACUGAAUCCGUGAACCCCGUGAGUUUUUCUCUAGAGGCAUUGAAGACCUUAAUGCGCAGCUCGGGGUACAUAGAGCACUUGUCUUAUAUCCAGACACUUGGGGUCUGGGACCUGCUUGUCAGCCCUGAAAAACAUUAUGACGGAGUCACUCUGCUGGCCAGAUCCCUGGUCGUCAAGAAAUGCUGGCACAACCGCCCUGUUUUCAGCUUCUUCAUUAAGACUCUCCAAAGCCGAGGCUGCACCAAUUACUUCACAGCCCUGGUGUUUCUGACUGAGCUGCUCUGCUGUCCAGAUGUGGCAGGGGUUGUGGAUGAAGUUGCCACCAGGAUUCUGGCAGACUGGUUCAACUGUGACGAGUUAGCCACGGCGCUCCAAUUCCUGCAGAUCACAGAAGUCUAUACAAAGCACAAAAAUACGAUAAGGCACCUCCACAUCCUGCAGCCCUACGUGCUGAGAUGCUGUUACUCGUUCAGCAGUGACCUGGUGAUGGAGACCUUCCGUAUGUUGCAGCGCAUCCUCAAGGACCUCACCUGGCAUCACUCCUCCUCCUUCGUCCUUAAGCUGAUCUUCACUCUGGAACACUUCUUUGAGGAGGAGUCAGAGCAGCUGCGUCUGGUAGUCUUCGAGAUCUACGCAAGUAUCCUGGCUAAGGUCUCGAGGAUGACCCUUGUCUUUCCCUUGAGGCACCAGAUCCUCAACUUGCUAGUCCUCCUUGUGUUACACCUGAAGGAUGUAAAUGCCGCCGUGGUGGAGGUCUGUAGGCUCAUCCUCUGCAACAUAGCUACCAUCCUGCACUGGUCCAAACUCAAAAAGGUCUUCGCCAAGAGUGACGUAUUCACCAUCCUUGGUGCCCUGUUAAGACAGGAAAAGAGCAAGACGCUCUGGUUUCUGAAGCAGUGUGUGGCUCUCUUCAAGAGUCCGCAGGGGCCCAUCCGCCAGGUGGCUGUGUGGUUUGCAGGACAGAUCAUCUGGAACCUUGACAAGGCUGAGGAACAGGAAAUUGAAGAGGAAUAUGCAGCCUUCAGGUAUAUGCAGAAAGACCCUGACCCCAUAGUCAGCUGCCUCACCGUGCAGACUUUCUACAUCCUAGAAGCCAAGGAGAAGGUGAUACCAGUUGAGACCCCGUCCUCCUGCCUCUGCAUGAGGAGGAGGACCAAAUGGAGAUACUGCUGAGCCCGCACGCUAGGGUUCAAGAUGAAGCGCACCAUCAACACUGUGUCAGCAGGCUAACCCUUGAGUCCUGUACUAGAAAUGGUGUGUCCCUGCGGAACUCUGCUAAUAAAAAAAAGAUACCGUGA